Haliotis rubra (blacklip abalone) is the source of this 2940-nucleotide messenger RNA. Its product is annotated as atrial natriuretic peptide receptor 1-like. Gene Ontology annotation, biological process: intracellular signal transduction; phosphate ion transmembrane transport; protein phosphorylation. The record is from RefSeq and is a predicted model, not a curated record. The transcript is spliced from 3 exons. Gene Ontology annotation, molecular function: ATP binding; protein kinase activity; phosphate ion binding. NCBI's taxonomy places the organism in Eukaryota, Metazoa, Mollusca, Gastropoda, Lepetellida, Haliotidae. Gene Ontology annotation, cellular component: ATP-binding cassette (ABC) transporter complex. Bases 1 to 2940 code for a protein of 979 amino acids.
AUGGCAGCCUUGAGAUCCUUACUUAUUGCCAGCCUUCUCAACCCCGCCUACGCUGCCGUCCACCUGAACGGUGCCGGGGCCUCCUUUCCUGCCGACGUCUACAGAUCAUGGCUGCCGGCAUACAAGUCUUACAGAAGCAGGUUCGCCGGGGUGGAGAUGAAGUACGAGAGUAUCGGCAGUGGAGGAGGAAAAGCCCGGAUCAAGGGGGAGACUGGACCGGAAGUUCACUACGCUGGGUCUGAUUCUCUGCUAUCGGAAGAAGAUUACGCGAACAAUCCCGACCUUCAGAUGUUUCCAUCGAUGGCUGGGGCGAUAGUGAUGGGUUUCUACCUACCGGGAAUAUCAGAACUAAACCUUAAAAUGGAUAACGUGGUUGACAUCUACAGUGGGGCAAUUCGCUGGUGGAAUGACUCAAGGAUCGCCCAAGUAAACCCUAACUUAGACUUACCUUCCAAGGAGAUUAUUGUGGUUGCGCGGAGAGACAAGUCGGGUACAACUGAAAUCUUCACAAAGGCCCUUGCCUCGGUCAGCCAACAAUGGGCAGAUUCUUAUGGAGUCUUUUCCAAGGGUGUUGAUGACAACGAUAUGCCCUACCAAUGGAACGCAUCAGUUGUGACCCAGUUUGGGCAAACCAAUCGCGGGGUGUCUGGAAUUAUUCUGUCUUAUAAAUUCUCCAUCGGAUAUCUCGUAUUGUCGGAUGCAGUCUCGUCAAAAGUCUCAUUUGCAAGGCUGCAGAAUCAGGCAGGGAACAUGGUCGAAGCGUCUACUACAUCAGUGCAAAGUGCCAUGAAUGAUUUUUCUAGCGCCUUCGAUGAGCGUAUGACUUUGUCAUUGGCUAAUGCAAAGGGGAUGAAUUCGUAUCCCAUCUCAGGCUACACCUACAUCAUUAUAAAGAAAACCUCCAUCACCAGCUGUGAAUCAGCUAUUGAGCUAGUUCGGUAUAUUGAAUGGUUUUACACUACAACUAUUCCCAGACAGGACUGCGAGAAUCUAUUCAUGGUGCCCCUGUCGCGGGAGGUCUACACAAUGGUAAUGGACAGAAUCAUCAAGCAAAUCACUUGUAAAGGUCAGAAUGUCUACAGCAUGCUCGUGGCCGUAGUUGAGGAGGAAGAGCUGUCCCUGCAGACGUGGCGAAUUCCUGUCUUCGUUGGAUCUCCCCUUCUGUUCAUAGCAAUCAUCAUCAUCCUUAUCUAUCUUGUUCGACAUCAGAUCCGUCUUCAGCAAGCAUUGGUAAGAAACGAGUGGCUGAUUCGAGGAAGUACGAUAACCUCGGGGACCUCCAAUAAAAGUAAGUCCCGGAUGGGUUCCACUUUCAGGACAAACAGUAACAAAAUUCACCCAUCCCUCGGGGCAUUCAGUGAAGUAUCAACUGAAAGUAUUGGGCCAAUCAGUACGCUGAAGGUUGGCCAGUGGAAAGGAAAACUUCUCCAAAUGCAGCCAAUGCCUUUCUUGAAGACCACAACACACCUGUCUGUUUCCACCAAGCGUGAUAUUCUGUGGAUGAGAGACUUCAUCCUUCACAAGAACGUUGUUGCAUUGUAUGGAUUAACAGAUCUUGAUGGCUGUGUCUCCACAGCAGAGGGGUAUUGCUCGAAAGGUUCUGUCUACGAAUUUCUGCAAAAUACUAGAUUUAACAUGAACAAUAGUAUGAAGUAUGCUCUUUGUUUGGACAUUGCGAAAGGCAUGCAAUACUUACACAGGCAGGGAAUCUGUCAUGGCCUUCUUACCUCUAAAUGUUGUUUCUUAGAUGAGCAUUGGACAGUUAAAGUUGGGAAAUGGUCAUUUGUCAAACUAGCCAAUCGCAUGAAAGAACAGGCAGUUCACAGAGAUGUCUUCGGUGCAAAUGACUGGGACAUGACAGAAUUCUGGACUGCCCCAGAAAUCUUACGAUUGGACGUCCACCCAACUGAGGGCAGCGACGUGUACAGCUUCUCCAUCAUCAUGCAGGAAAUAUUUACACGAGAUGGACCGUACAUGGAGCACAAAGACACACAGUCGCCCAACGAUGUGCUUCAAGCUGUGAUCUCAACGUCCAUGCGUCCAGCGUUUACCCCUGACACUCCUGUUGCCUCCCGGGAAAUCAUGGAACGAGCGUGGGAGAUGGACCCCAUUGGUCGACCGUCUUUCGCUGGGAUAUGCACCAUGAUCAAAAACGCCCAUCCUAAAAACAAAACGUUAAUGGACUGCAUGAUGAAGGCUUUUGAAGAUUAUACGUAUGAACUUGAAGAAAAGCUUCAAGGAACGAAGGUUUGGGAUAUCACCAACACAAAAUCCGCCGAUGUUGAUAAUUACACAGCUUUACCUUCAGAAAUCGCCAUGUCGUUUUCAGCUGGAGCUACUCCUUCUCUGGAGAAGUUUGACUCGGCAUCAGUGUUGGUGUCUGUUAUCCACGGCUUAGCAGACAUUGUAGCCGCCUCGACCGCAUCUGAUAUUGCAACUAUGUUGAAGGAUCUGCAAAAAGCUCUUGAUAACGUUUUGUCUGAGGAAACGGUCCAUAAAUUCGACAUCUCUGCAACUUCCUAUUACGUGGUGUCCGGGUUACCGACGAGGCGAAAUGGCCACGCGACUGUGCUGUCCCGAAUUGCUCUCUCUUUUCUAGUUAUUGCAAAAUCAUGUACAAUCAAACAUAACGACUGUCAUCUUCAGAUGAAAGUAGGUGUCGCUACUGGACCAGGAAUGGCCGGUGUCCUUGACCCCAAGUUUCUCAUGAAGUAUACCGUAUUUGGAAACACCAUGGAUUGGGCCCACACUUUGGCCAAUACAACCCCACCAAUGACUAUACAGAUCUCGGAGGCAACAUGUUCCGCCAUACAGACAAGCAAAGAGUUUACAGUAAUACCCGCAAAGCCGCUAGAUGGACAGCUCGUGAACAACAAGAACAGUCUCAAUCGUUGCGUGACACGCUUCCUGGAUUACAUGAUCAAGCACCAACAGGAAUAG